Molecule: messenger RNA, 300 nt
Organism: Trichoderma virens Gv29-8
Lineage: Eukaryota; Fungi; Ascomycota; Sordariomycetes; Hypocreales; Hypocreaceae
Exons: 2
Coding region: 1-300 (99 amino acids)
Source: RefSeq, a predicted model, not a curated record
AUGGUGCAGUUUAAUAUUGCCACUCUUGCUUCUGUAGCAAUCCUCUCCAAUGCUUGCUUCGUGUCUGCGAAAAGUUGCCGUAGUGGCGGCAUCUACUGUGGUUAUGCUCUGCAGCAGAAAGGCAAGUGCCAGUAUCGCGACGAUAUCAUCGUCGAACUGAAGGCCUCUCAUCAGCCAACUGACGGCCGGCACAUUGAUCAUUCUUUGUUCUCAUGCCUUCAACACGGAAAAAUUGACUUCCAGAAAUUCUGUAACAAUGGUUGUGUCGGUGGUGACAAGAAGGAUGACUAUUGCUCCUAA